This is a messenger RNA of Polistes dominula (European paper wasp), 1792 nucleotides long. RefSeq lists its product as uncharacterized. NCBI's taxonomy places the organism in Eukaryota, Metazoa, Arthropoda, Insecta, Hymenoptera, Vespidae. The record is from RefSeq and is a predicted model, not a curated record.
CCGUGUAGCGAAGGUAGAUGGACAACACAAAACGAAGAUACUUUGGCGAGUACUGUUCUCUUCAGCAGCGCUAAGGAACUUCAAGCAUUAUCAUCCAUUUUUCAUCAUGAAAUUCCUCAUCGCUUUCUCCGCUAUCUUGGCUGUUGCCUUUGGAACUCCUGGAUAUAUAUACGGUGUUCAUCCAGCACCAAUCGCCUAUGCAAGAUUAGUACCCGGUGCACCAAUCGGAAUAGACGGACGAGUAGUCGACACACCGGAAGUUGCUGUAGCCAAAGCCGAACAUGCGGCAGCACACAUCAACGAAAGGAUCAAUUUAGCAAACGAAGCAGUCAAAUCGGCUGAAGUUGUUGUCCCAGCAACUUACGGUGUUUCCGUUGGCACACCUGUUAUUGCUUCGACGGUACCCGUCGUAGCAUCACCAACCAAAAUCGUAUCAGGUGCACCAAUCGGUGUCGAUGGACGCGUAGUUGACACACCGGAAGUUGCCGUCGCCAAAGCCGAACAUGCCGCUGCACAGGCCAACGAAAGGCUAGGAUUGGCUCAAGAAGCUGCCAAAUCUAUUUCUGCUGAUCUUCCCGUACUCGUAUCACCAGUUUUAUACUAUAAUAGAAAGGAACCUUCUGUUAACAUUUAUUUGAGAGAUCCGUGUAUGUUCUGUAUUGAAAAUAUUUCACACACCUUAAGUAUGGUAUCUUAUGCGAGUACUGGUCAUACCAGCAGCGCUUUGAAGAAGAAGAAGAAGAAGAAGAAGAAGAAAAAGAAGAAAGAAAGAAAAGGACUUCACACUCCCCCACCACAACUAAUAUCACAGGUCGUCAUGCAAGUCCCGAUACUCGUCGUAUUAGCUUUGAUCGCUAAUAGCUGCAAUGCCGGUUACAUAGGACCAUCCUCGUCUUAUGCCGAACCCCAAUUAGAGGCUCAACGAGCACCGCCAAGAUUUGCACCGCCUGCACCGGUUGGUCAAGAUGGGAAUGUUAUCGAUACCCCCGAGGUAGCUCAAGCUAAGGCCGCACACUUUGCCGAAUUUGCCAAAGCAGCGGCUAGAGCUGUUGAAGAGAGCAAAAAUCAAAAAGCUAACUUUAACGAUUCUCCUAAUCCUAGAUCACCACAAUCCUACAACAGUUAUCCCUCUAAUGUACAACAACCAUCUGCACCUUUGUACAGACAACAAACUUAUCAACCAAAUUAUCAACAACCCCCCCAACCAGCCUACCAACAACCUGUUACUUAUCAAAACAAUCCUUUACCACCUAUACCAACCCAAUACAAUCCUGUACCUUCCGUUAAUCCUGCUGCUUAUCAACAAACUACACAAUACGAACAACCGCGACCUAAUUUCGUUAAUCAGAAAAGUAACUUCGGUUCACCGGCAAAAGCAACUUUCGUUCCUGCCCCUCUUGCCGAAGACGGCACCGUUUUGGACACGCCCGAGGUCGCUGCCCUCAAGGCAGCCAGACUCGCUGAACUCGCCGAUGCCGAGGCCAGGGCCUACAAGUACAGUGCUGCUACCAGGGAGUUUCCUGGAUCUCAAGGUCAAGCAUACCAAGAUGGUCAAGUUGGUGGUCCAUCAGCAAUAAAUUACAACUCACCUACUUCACAAUUUGGUCCUUCGUAUCAAAGUGAACCAGCUAGAAUAUUGGGACCACAACACUUAAGUUUUCCUAAAUCUUUCCAACCAGAUCACGGAUAUCAAUCGUCACAAAAUUAUCAACAACCACAAUACGUGUCAGGAUCUUAUUGAUACUGACACAUAUCAAAUGAAAAUGCGAAAUUUUUGUACAUAAUAUUUACA